AGAGCGACCAUUCGCGGGUGGAGGCUGAGAGAAAUUUAAAUCCCCCGGGUUGCGGUUGACACGCAAAAGGCGAAACAAAUCACGGUUAUUUCUUUCUUUUUGUUCAGAACGCAGUUUAACGGUGUAAAUGUGCGGUCGGUAGGGUGCGAGUGUUGAAGUUUUCGAGGGUUUUCGCCAUGGUGGUCGGGAAGCGGUUCCUGUGCGUGAGCGGAGAGGAGCCGCUGGAGCCCGCGCACAUCGCUCGCUGGUCAUGGCGAACCGGAGUCAUCCGAGCCGUCACUCACCGAGACCACGACAAUCCCGAACUCACGGUGUACGUGGAGUUUGACGACCUUGAGUGGGAGAAGCGUGAGUGGGUCAAGGUGUACGAAGACUUCCAGAUCUUUCUGCUGGAGCAUCAGCUGGUUUGGGCCAAAAGGAAGGAGGGUGCCCAGCUGCAGGGAACAAAAGCCAAGCAAAUCCAGUGGCCAGCUCUGACAUUCAAGCCUCUGGUUGGGAAGACAGUGUUUGGGUCCAUCACAGCCAUUGAGUUCUUCUCUGACAGACAUCUGGACUUCCUGACGGAUGAAGGAGCCUUUCAGCCUUAUCAGGAUGAGUUGGACAGUUUAAGUCCUGUUCUUAGGGACUAUCCACAUCUCCAUGAAGAAGUGAAAGCCUGGGUGAAAGAUCAAAAAGUUCAGGAAAUUUUUAUGCAAGGUCCCUAUUCAUUGAAUGGCUACCGUGUACGAGUUUACAGACAGGACUCAGCCACCCAGUGGUUCACGGGCAUCAUCACCCACCACGAUCUCUUCAGUCGCACUAUGGUUGUCAUGAAUGACCAGGUACUAGAGCCUCAGAACGUUGACCCUUCCAUGGUACAGAUGACCUUUCUGGAUGAUGUGGUCCAUUCUUUAUUGAAAGGAGAAAACAUCGGUAUCACGUCGCGACGCAGGUCUCGCUCUAGCCAGAACAGCAACACUGCCCACCAGACCACAGGAGGGAGACCAAGCGGCUCUACAGGAAUCACUCAGGGUCAUUACACACGUGCCCAGGCCAAUAGCCCCAGACCUGUAAUGAAUUCCUCUGGCUCCACCCCCAAACAGGCCUCUCAGGCUCAGCAGCAGCAGCAGCAACAAUCCCAGCAUGUGCAGCAGCAGGGAUUCCAGCAACACCAGCAGCAGCAGCAGCAGUCCUCACCAGGUCAACAACGCGGCCCACGAUCUUCACGUCGGAAAGGUUCCGAUAGCAGCGUUCCAGAUGAAGAGAAGAUCAAAGAUGAAAAAUCGGACAGUGGAGGAAAAGAUCCUUCUAAAAACAAAAGCAAGCAGACAAACAAGAGGAGGAAAGCAGAUGAAGAAGACAAGAAGGGUAGUCUCAAGCGGCUCAAAACAGAAGCGUCUGACCUCUCUGAGAGCAGCGACUCUGAGAACUGUAACAAGCAGAGCGUAGACUCUUCAUCAGAGCACAGUUCAGAGAAUGAGCUCAAAUGCAAGAGUGCUUCAAAAGUUUCUGAGGAAGAGGAGAAAUCCCAGGGAUCCAAGCCCGUGGACGAGUUGAGUGUAAUCAACAGGCUGUCUCCCUGGGAUGAAAUGCAGGAUAAAUGCGUCAAGCCGGUGGCCGUGGAGGUAACUCAGCUGGCUGACAGUGAACAGUCUGGAGAAAAGAGAUCUCAACUGCCUCCUCCGGCCUCCUGUACACAGAACCAAGCCUCUGUACCGGCAGAGGCCCAAAGCUGCAUUGUCGAGAUGAAAAGCACUGUGAAAACCCUCCCCAAGGACCAUUACUGCACAGGGACACCUCGGACACACACGCCCAAGUGCGUGAUUGAUAUCACAGAGGAUGCAAACACGCAGCCCAGUUCCAGAGAGAACUCUGAUGCCGUAUCGGCCUUGUUGGCAUCACAGAAGUGUGAUGCCUACAUCUCCGAAUCAAGACAUUUGGUGCUAAACGCCUCCCUCUCAGAGUGCAGGAGGCCGGAUGGCUCGCAGCAGCAGAACGCUCGCAGCAUAGGCAGUAAAAUUGAAUUCGCCCACUCUGAGGUCAUAAGGCCGGUGACAUCAGUGAGUGAGUCAGCAGCCCUGGGCGAGAGAGGGAAGCUCCAGCAGCAGUAUACAUCUAUGGUCAUUAAAAAUGCCUCACUAACCGAGGACAUCAGGAAAACCCAUAAACUCAGUCCUUCUCCUGAAUCGCCCAAACCUAAGUCCAACUCGUCCCCUGACGUCCUCAAGCCCAAGUGCAAUCCUUCACCUGACAUCAUGAAGUCAAAAACUCACAGUAUUCAUGAAUCCUCCAAGCCCAAACCAAAUACAUCCCCUGAGGUGUCCAAACAUAAACCUCGCCACCCUGAAAAUCUACCAACAAUAGGCCGUUUGCCACUCAAACCUGAUCCAGAUGUACCCCGUUCCAGUUUUAAGCCUGUGCUAGCCCGUGGGGCACUCUCUGAAUCCACAAAAAGCCCUCUUGUUGUCGACAAAAAUGAGCAUUUUACGGUGUACCGGGACCCUGCAUUGGUGCGUCCUGAAUCGGACAGCAACCACGUGGCGUACCUGCACCCACACCUGCAUUCACUACAUGGUUCUUCUCACACCACGUGUCUCACACCCAGCUCACACCACCCAUCCCACCUCCUCCCUUCUCCCUCCAUGAGCCACUCGGUGCACCACCCACACCUGCUGCCCUCCGUACUGCCCACAAUUUCACCAGCCUCUCUCCUGGGCAGCCAUUCCCGGCUGGAUUCCACAGGACUCGGGCACCUGGCCUUGGCCCACCACCAUUCCCACCACCAGCAGCAGCAGUUCAUCCAACAGCAACAAGGGUUGCUAGCCCAGACACAUGGAGGUGCCUCAUAUAACCAGCUUGGCCUCUAUCCCAUCAUCUGGCAGUACCCAAACGGUACACACUCCUACCAAUCUGGGUACAAGUGGGUACAUCCAGAGAAUGCUGUCAAUUCAGACUCCAGCCUACGGAGGAACACUCCCAGCCCCUGGCUGCACCAGCCCACCCCGGUAACCUCAGCAGACAACAUGGGGAUUUUGAGCCAUGUCCCGGGCAGACCAGCCAGUGCAGAGCCUCAUAGACCCAUCAAGAUCAGCUCACACUCCAGCCCGCCACUCUCCAAAACCCCUGGAGAACUCCACAAAGAGGAUCAGGACAAGAAUGUGUUUGUAGACCCUCUGCGUGGGCUGUCCAGUGUCCACCUUAAGCAAGAGCAGGACCGCAGCCGGACACCUAACAAUAAGGAGCUACAUCGCCUCUACAUGGAGCCACCCCACAGCAAGCAGCAACUACCACCACGCAUGCCUCAGGAUGGGCCCGACCGCACCAGCAAAUAUAAAGAAGAGAACCGCCGCAUCCUUCUGGAGAGCAUUGAAAUGGCCCCCUUCACAGCCAAGAUUCGCGCCGGAGAGACAGAGCGUGAGCCCUACUCCCGCAUGUCCUCCCAGCCCAAAAGCCAUGAGAAAGAGGUGGAGCACUCUGUAGCUGAUCUGUACAAGUACAAACACUCUAUAUCCCAGUCCCUCCCGCAAACCAACUACUUCACCACACUGUCAAAUAGCGUUGUAAACGAGCCACCACGGCUUUUCCAAUCCAAAGAUCUCAAUCCGUACUUCGACAAGGCACCUGCAACCUCUAGCCCCUUGUCUUUGAGCUCGUAUAACUCUAGCCACACCAAGUCUUUGUCCAAGCCUCCCCCUCUCAUUAAGCACCAGCCAGAAGGAGAGGGACUGGUGGGUAAGAUCACCGAACAGCUCAAUCAACAAGCACCCAUACACUCACUCAGUACCUCAGUGGUGACACUCAGUGAACGCUGCAGCCCAGCCAUCUCUCCCUCAAGUCAGCCUAAGGGCAUGCCAGCCUUGCGUAGAGCACCAGUCUUUCGCCCGCCCACCCAAAAAGCGAUUGACCGCAAGGAGGGGCCCUACGGUCGCCUUUCCCCACCCACACUCACCCCAAUCCAGCCUGUUAGCUCGGCAGGAAAGGUGUCAGAACAACAGAAACCACCCACCCUGCUCCCAGAGCUCAGGGACGAAAAAAGCGGAGCCGAGCUGGGCUCGGCAGAAUCCUGGCAGACUAGCGGGGAAGCAAAGAGCCACGAGAAAGUGGCCUGGCAUUCAGAGAAUAGCCAAGGGAAGCCGCAGGCAGCCAUGGCAUCUGUUAUUGUCCGCCCUUCUUCUUGCAUAAAAUAUGACGGUUCUCUAGGUCCCAAGAUUGCCUCCAAAGAGCAACUUGGUGGCAGAUUGUUUGCUGGCCGCACUCAGUCAGACUGCCUGAAAGUGGCCGGGAGGUGGGAAUCUGGGAGAGUCAUCCUACCAAACACAAAUUUGGAGGAUCCCAGUGAUCAGUACAACAAAAACCUGAUUAGAGCAUCACCAGGUGUCGUUCCCAGCUCAGUAGCAGUUGUGGCCAAUUCUGUGUGCAACACUAGGACUAAUGAAGCAAUUUCUACUGCCAGCAGCACGUUUAGCACGCAGAGCUACAAUGGAGCAGAUCUUUUGUUCACUAGUGAUAGUUCCAGACUGGAAAGCACUGCUUCCAAAAUCCGCCCUCCCGCUGUUGUUGAGUCACAGGAGGGAGGUUCGAGAACAACCUCCCCUAGUUCACUGUCUCAGGCCUGCUCUGCUGACUCCACACAGGCCUACUCAAAGAACUAUGUUCACCUGAAGAAGGCCAAAGCGGCUCUGGCUGCAGCACAGUCUCGUGGUUCCAGCAGCGCCUCUGAGAGUGAGAGCAGUAGUGUCAGAUCCUCUCAGGACUCGCCCACCAUUGCCCAGGAUAAUUCCAUGCCCAGCAAUCCUCCCAGCAAAGCCAGCCCAUUGCCCAACGGACAGCCAGCACAGGUGUGCCAGUCGAACUACCACAAGCUCAAGAAAGCCUGGCUCACACGACACUCGGAGGAGGACAAAAACACAAACAAAUCUGAAAAGGGUGGGAAUCCCAUAUCUGAGCUAAUUAAGCCAUGCUCCGUCAACCUGAUUGCCCCUGCACCUAGUGAUGUGGAUCUAGGCAAGGACAGCAAAGUACAAGAGGACAAGAUGUCUCAGGAGGACAGAAAGACACGGCGUACCCUCAAGCGUUCCUACGAAUCGGGCUCGGAGAGCGGCGAUGACUCCGACUCCAGUGAGAGCAAGCUUGAGCAAAGGACUAAACGGCAACCCAAGCCCACUUACAAAAAGAAGCAGAACGACCUGCAGAAAAGGAAGGGAGACAAUGAAAAGGAGGAGGAUGAGGUGAAGCCAAAUGGUAUUUUCCGGAGUGCCAAGGAAAAAACCAAACUCAAGCUGGCCAGUACUAAUGGCAUUCCCCGAUCAGUACUGAAGGACUGGAGGAAAGUAAAGAAGCUAAAACAGACGGGCGAGUCCUUCCUGCAGGAUGACUCGUGCUCUGAAAUCGGACCCAACUUACAGAAAUGCAGGGAGUGUCGUUCCAUCCGCACUAAGAAAGGGGAAGAGUCGGCCCACUCACCUGUCUUCUGCCGCUUCUACCACUUCCGUCGCCUCUCAUACAGUAAGAACGGAGUGAUCCGGAUUGAUGGCUUCUCCUCUCCUGAUCAAUAUGAUGAAGAGGCGCUCAGUCUCUGGGCUCCUGAUGGUUAUGAAGAAAACAACCUGGACCUGGAGACCUCUAAAUACAUCCUCAGCUACAUUGGAGACAAAUUCUGUCAGCUGGUUUUAACCGAGAAUAAUGCAACUACAUGGAUAAAGAAAGAUGCCAAGAUCGCCUGGAAAAGAGCGGUGCGCGGAGUGAGAGAGAGCUGCGACGCAUGUGAAGCCACAUUGUUUAACAUUCACUGGGUCUGCCAAAAAUGUGGAUUUGUGGUGUGUUUAGACUGUUACAAAGCCAAGGAGAGAAAGAGCUCCAAAGAUAAAGAGCUGUACACUUGGUUGAAGUGUGUCAAGGGACAGCCUCAUGAUCACAAGCACCUGAUGCCAACACAGAUCAUUCCAGGAACUGUUCUAACGGAUUUGGUGAACGCUAUGCACAUGCUCAGGGAGAAGUACAGCAUUAAAUCACACUGCUCGUGUGCUGUGAAGCAAAACACCCUCUUCAACAAACUGCCAUCCACCAAUGGCGUCUCCCAGGUGUUGCAGAACGUGCUCAAUCACAGCAACAAAAUCUCUCUGUGUAAGCCUGAGGGCGGCCAGCAGAACUCCUCUCUGAAGCUGGAGGCCAAUGGAGGGAGCAGUCCCGUCAGCGACACCAGCACUGACAGCAAGUUCACCCCGCCCGAGUCCCAAUCGCCUCUGCACUUCCUGGCCGAUCUGGCCGAGCAGAAGUCCCGCGAAGAAAAGAAGGAAAAUAAGGAGUCACUUGUAGGGAAGAUAAAAGAGGAGAAGGAUCAGUCAGAUCCUUUGGAGUCUCUGCACAGUAAAGCAUCAUCCCUGGAGCAGGGAUCAACCCUACGAGACCUCCUCACCACCACCGCAGGCAAGCUGCGCCUGGGCUCCACUGAUGCUGGCAUCGCAUUCGCUCCUGUGUAUUCCACUGCCUCACAGAUUGUCAAGAGUGGUCGCAGCAUGCCCAACAUCCUGGAUGACAUCAUCGCCUCUGUGGUGGAGAACAAGAUCCCGGCGGGCCGUGGCACCAAGCUGAACCUGAAGCACGAGCCUCUGGAGGAGCCCAAAGCGGAGAAAAAGAAAGCAGUGGAAGAAACACCCAAAGUGUACGCUGACAUCUCUCACUGCUGGCUUUACGAACGCAGGCUGCUCUGGCUCAAAGACCACCGCAAUAGCAACAACUGGAAACUUUUCAGGGAGUGCUGGAGACAAGGACAGCCUGUGCUGGUCUCUGGGGUGCACAAGAAACUCAACGCCAGCUUGUGGAAGGCAGAAUCCUUCAACCAAGAGUUUGCUGAUCACCAGGGAGACCUCUUGAACUGCAAAGAUGGAGUAAUGUCCAACUCAGGAGUCAAAGAAUUCUGGGACGGGUUUGAAGAUCUCACGAAGCGUCCCAAGUCUAAAGAUGGAGAAAGCGUGGUGUAUCGACUGAAAGACUGGCCCUCAGGCGAGGAGUUUAUGGCUUUGAUGCCCUCCAGGUAUGAUGAUCUCAUGAAGAACCUCCCCAUGCCUGAGUAUUCAGACCCCGAGGGAAACCUCAACCUGGCCUCCCAUCUGCCCUCCUUCUUUGUGAGGCCGGACCUGGGCCCGCGCCUCUGCUGUGCUUACGGUGUGGCGGCAUCUCAGGAGCAGGACUUUGGCACAGCUAGCCUGCACAUGGAGGUGUCUGACAUCAUCAGCGUUCUGGUUUAUGUUGGAGUGGCUAAAGGGAAUGGUGUCCUUUCCAAAACAGGAGUGCUGAAGAGGCUGGAGGAGGAAGACCUGGAUGACAACGUAAAGAAAAGAUUAAAGGACUCCAGCGAGACUCCCGGAGCCUUGUGGCACAUCUACACGAGCAAAGACGGCGAGAAGAUUAAAGAGUUCCUGCACAAGGUGGCGAAAGAGCAGGGCGUGGAGAUCCCAGCGGAUCACGACCCCAUCCGUGACCCGGGCUGGUACUUGAGCCGUAAGCUGCGUCAGCGUCUGCUGGAUGAACACGCCGUUCAGGGCUGGACUGUGGUGCAGUUUCUGGGAGAUUCAGUCCUGAUCCCAGCUGGAGCUCUGCACCAGGUGCAGAAUCUUCACAGCUGUGUCCAGGUGAUCAAUGACUUCGUCUCUCCGGAGCAUGUGGUGCAUUCGUUCCACUUAACCCAGGAACUCAGAUCCUCCAAAGAGGAAAUCAACUACGAAGAUAAGCUACAGGUCAAGAACAUCUUUUACCACUGCGUGAAGAAUGCCGUGGGAACGUUAAAGAGCUGCUGUGCAGAGGAGGAAGAGGAAGAGGAGACCAACUCAUGACACCCGUCGACACGUUCCCCCAAAUAUGCACACUAACGCUCACACCGCAAACCUCCAGUGCCAAGCAGAGAAAAAACACACACCAGGAAACUGUAUUUAUUUGUUACCGACACCAUAGCAGUAUAGCCCAUCAGGAUGACCGUGACCGACACGCCACACACCUGAAGAUAAUCCGACAGCGCCGCUGUCACAACUAGUGUUUGUUCGUCUGUUUGCUUUCGUUCCCCUUUCGUUCUUUCCUACUGUAUAGUUUCAGUGGAGAAUCGUAUUUAUUUUCAGGAGUUCUGCUCUGUUCUCGAUCAAAUGUAAAUGUGACCUGUACAGUUUGCUAAUGGAUUUCUGAUGCCGCUCACUACUUUGGAGACUUGGAGUUACUGUGAGAGAGAUCCGCUGUAUCAUGUCCUCAUGCCAUAUCUUUUGAGAAAAAGAACUGCCAAACAAUUGUAAACAUUGUAAAGUUCUAUAAUGUAAAGAAAGACUUAAUAAAUAACACUUCAGCAUUUUAUUAAGAAGUAUUCACUGUAAAAUGGAGACAUUUACAAAAAAAAGUUGUAAUUUAUUUAAGAAAACUCAUUUCUCCUUUUUAUGUUCAGAUUUACUAUGGUGAACUUUUGAAGUUCAAUGGAAAAAGGAAAUCGUACUAUGCUGUGUAAAUAUAUACAUAUAUACAUUCACUGAUGUAUUUUUUUAAACAUGGCUUGCUUCAAUUUCAAAUUUUAAAGUGCAAGUGUUACAUGCUUUGUACAUUGAAGUUCAAAGGGGUUUUACAUUUUCCAUUAAAAUGGAUUUAUCAAAUAUA
This is a messenger RNA of Pimephales promelas (fathead minnow), 8610 nucleotides long. RefSeq names its product jumonji domain containing 1Cb (gene jmjd1cb). Gene Ontology annotation, biological process: regulation of transcription by RNA polymerase II. Lineage: Eukaryota; Metazoa; Chordata; Actinopteri; Cypriniformes; Leuciscidae. The record is from RefSeq and is a predicted model, not a curated record. Gene Ontology annotation, cellular component: histone deacetylase complex; chromatin. Gene Ontology annotation, molecular function: transcription coregulator activity; chromatin DNA binding; histone H3K9 demethylase activity.